UCCCUGGGACAAUAUGUUCAAGAGAAUGGGGGAAUUUGGGCCUGACUCCGGCGGGAGAGUGAAGGGGGUUACCAUCGUUAAGCCAAUAGUUUAUGGUAAUGUUGCCCGGUACUUUGGGAAGAAAAGAGAAGAAGAUGGGCAUACCCACCAGUGGACAGUGUAUGUAAAGCCAUAUAGAAACGAGGAUAUGUCAGCAUAUGUGAAGAAAAUUCAGUUUAAAUUACAUGAAAGCUAUGGCAAUCCUUUAAGAGUUGUUACUAAGCCUCCCUAUGAAAUUACUGAAACAGGAUGGGGUGAAUUUGAAAUAAUCAUCAAAAUAUUUUUCAUUGACCCCAGUGAAAGACCUGUAACUCUGUAUCACUUACUAAAGCUGUUCCAGUCUGACACCAAUGCAAUGCUGGGGAAAAAGACGGUGGUUUCAGAGUUCUACGAUGAAAUGAUAUUUCAAGACCCAACGGCAAUGAUGCAGCAACCAUUAACAUCUCCUCAGCUAACAUUAGGAGCCUGUAAGCAUGAAACAGAAUUUGCAGAACUUGAAGUGAAAACCAGAGAAAAACUAGAAGCUGCCAAGAAAAAAACAAGCUUUGAAAUUGCAGAGCUUAAGGAGAGAUUAAAAGCAAGUCGUGAAACUAUAAAUUGUUUGAAAAAUGAAAUCAAAAAGCUUGAAGAGGAUGAUCAGACGAAAGACAUAUGAGCAGCUGGUAGUGAGAUAAC
This is a messenger RNA of Psammomys obesus (fat sand rat), 714 nucleotides long. Its product is annotated as YEATS domain-containing protein 4-like. The coding region runs from base 14 to 694 and encodes 226 amino acids. Lineage: Eukaryota; Metazoa; Chordata; Mammalia; Rodentia; Muridae. Gene Ontology annotation, biological process: regulation of DNA-templated transcription. The record is from RefSeq and is a predicted model, not a curated record. The transcript has a single exon.